AUGAAGUGUGAGCAGUGUCAGAUUAUAAAGCCUUUGAAAGAAUUUCCCGAAAGUUCAAUUAGUUCAAAGUGUAGACAUGUCAUGUCUUGGUGUUUUGAGUGCAUUGUGAGUUACUUAAGAGGAACGCAACGUCGAUGUCCUAUAUGCAAAAUUGAUUUGACUGAACAGGAAGUUAAUGAUUGCUUUCUGUUUUGGGAUAAUUCAAUCUUCAAAAUUGAUAUUGAAAGUUUCUCUCAAGCGCGUGCUGAACUUUCUGGCCCAAAUGAUGCAGAAUCUGGUGUUUUUUACAUUGUCUUAUUGAAUGGAGAAAAGAUCACACUUAAAUCAUCCGAAAUUACAACCGUUAAAGCUUUAAAAUAUGCAUUAAGAGAUGCCACUAAAAUAGAAGUUACAAAACAAAGAUUAAUUCAUAAUGACGUCGAACUUAAUGAUUUUCAAGAUGAUUCAACUAAUAGCACACUAGAAAGCUAUGGAAUUCAUGCGAAUAGUCAUAUCCAACUUAUCGUUCUUAAUUCUCUCGCUUUAUCAUGUUUGGCGGUUGAUUUAUUUUGGGAAUUUCCCCAUUCAGGACAAGAAUUUCUUGACUGUACUUGUUUGAUAUAUAAUGGUGAUGAAUUGUGGAAAAAAUAUGACAAUUUGUCUACAUAUUAUCCUAGCAUAUCAUAUAUCAAGCAUUCUGGUGACAUCAUAGACGUUGCAAAUGCUAGAGGACAUCAAAAAAUAACAAUUAAGCUUGAUGAACUUCCUAAUUGUAUUAGUCAGCUUUACUUUGUUCUAAGUUCAUGUAAAUCAACAAUUGAUCAAUUUCGGAACCUGAGUCUUAAAUUAUGUGAUGAAGCGAACUCAGAUAGGCAAUUAUGGAAUUAUUCUGUAGGACAAGCAACAAAAUCUCAAGCUGUUAUAAUGUGUCUUAUUAAUCGAUCGAAUAACGGAAUGUGGAAGUUGAUCGAAGUUGGUGAGAUGUCAACUGGAAAUACUAAAAACAAAGAUCCAAUUGAAAAAAAUAUCAGGCGGUUAAUGUGUUUCAAUAAAACUUUAUAA
Dentiscutata erythropus is the source of this 1041-nucleotide messenger RNA. NCBI's taxonomy places the organism in Eukaryota, Fungi, Glomeromycota, Glomeromycetes, Diversisporales, Gigasporaceae. The record is from the annotation of a GenBank genome assembly.